Molecule: messenger RNA, 1002 nt
Organism: Aspergillus oryzae RIB40
Lineage: Eukaryota; Fungi; Ascomycota; Eurotiomycetes; Eurotiales; Aspergillaceae
Exons: 1
Coding region: 1-1002 (333 amino acids)
Biological process (GO): secondary metabolic process
Source: RefSeq, a predicted model, not a curated record
AUGGUCUCCCUCAAGAUAGUCCAAGCAUCCAACGCCAGUCUACGAGCAAUCCCCAAUAUUACAGCCCUAUUCGUGGGAGGCACAAGUGGAAUAGGCCAGAGCACACUGCGUCAAUUCGCUAAACACACCGACAACCCAACAGCAUACAUAAUCGGCCGGAGUGAAUCACGAGCAAAGCCCUUCCUCUGCGAACUCCAACAACUAAACCCAGAAGGCCGCUUCAACUUCAUCGAAAGCGACGUAUCACUUAUCCGCAGCGUAGACGCAGCAUGCAAACAGAUUCUCCAACAAGAAAAACACCUCAACUUCCUCUUCAUGACACCCGGCGGCAUCUCCCUCGGAGGCCGAAACGAGACCAGCGAAGGAAUCGACUAUCUUUUCGCUCUGCGCUACUAUGCACGCAUGCGAUUUGUCCAGAACCUCCUUCCACUGCUGGAAUCAGCAGGUCCAAGUCGAGUAGUUAGUGUCUACGGCGGCGGUUUCGAGUUCGGGAUCAAGACCGAGGAUCUAGAUCUCAAGCAUAACUUCUCCUUACUCAAUGCCUACAAACAUUCCAUCACCAUGACCUCCCUGAGUAUGGAACACUUGGCUAAGACCCACCCAGCCGUUAGCUUCAUCCACGUCUACCCCGGUUUAGUGGGUACAAACAUCUACACAAACAGUUUCCCACCGCCUAUCUCGACAUUCUACAAUUACGGAAUGUGGCCUCUGAUGUGGCCUUUCUCCGUCGGUCUCCAGGAAAGCGGAGAACGGCAUCUGUUUCAUCUAAGCUCUGCGCGGUACCCAGCCCAGAAUGGCAUCAUGGCCCAGGGUGUUCCGGUCAAGUCAGGAGAUGUUGCGAAGGGUACGACUGGGGAGACGGGUAGUGGAGCAUACCUCUUGAAUUGGGACGGGGAGGUUCGACCGAGCCGAAAGAUUAUGGAGGAGUAUCGGGAGCAGCGGGUGCCUGAGUUGGUUUGGAGGCAUACCCAGGAUCUUUUGGAUCGGGCCGUUUGUCGGUGA